AUGAUGAGCUUCAGCGGCGCCGACGCGCUGCUGGGCGCCCCGUUCGCGCCGCUGCUGGGGGGCGGCGGGCUGCACUACGCGCUGUCCCGCAAGGGCGGCGCGCGCUCGGCCGCCGGCUCCUCCAGCGGCUUCCACUCGUGGGCGCGGACGUCCGCGAGCUCCGUGUCGGCCGCGCCCGGCCGAUUCCGCGGCGCCGCGGCCGCCUCGAGCACCGACUCGCUGGACACGCUGAGCAACGGGCCGGAGGGCUGCGUGGUGGCGGCCGCCGCGCGCAGCGAGAAGGAGCAGCUGCAGGCGCUGAACGACCGCUUCGCGGGCUACAUCGACAAGGUGCGGCAGCUCGAGGCGCACAACCGCAGCCUGGAGGGCGAGGCGGCGGCGCUCCGGCAGCAGCAGGCGGGGCGCGCCGCCAUGGGCGAGCUGUACGAGCGCGAGGUGCGCGAGAUGCGCGGCGCCGUGCUGCGCCUGGGCGCGGCGCGCGGGCAGCUGCGCCUGGAGCAGGAGCACCUGCUGGAGGACAUCGCGCACGUGCGCCAGCGCCUGGACGACGAGGCCCGGCAGCGCGAGGAGGCCGAGGCGGCGGCGCGCGCACUCGCGCGCUUCGCGCAGGAGGCGGACGCCGCGCGCGCGGAGCUGCAGAAGAAGGCGCAAGCCCUGCAGGAGGAGUGCGGCUACCUGCGGCGCCACCACCAGGAGGAGGUGGGAGAGCUGCUCGGCCAGAUCCAGGGCUGCGGCGCCGUGCAGGCUCAGGCGCAGGCCGAGGCGCGCGACGCCCUCAAGUGCGAUGUGACCUCGGCGCUGCGCGAGAUCCGCGCGCAGCUGGAAGGCCACGCGGUGCAGAGCACGCUGCAGUCGGAGGAGUGGUUCCGAGUGAGGUUGGACCGACUGUCAGAGGCAGCCAAGGUGAACACAGAUGCCAUGCGCUCAGCACAGGAGGAGAUAACAGAGUAUCGGCGCCAGCUGCAGGCCAGGACCACAGAGUUGGAGGCACUCAGAGGCACCAAGGACUCACUGGAGAGGCAGCGCUCUGAGCUGGAGGACCGUCACCAGGCCGACAUUGUAUCCUACCAGGAAGCCAUCCAGCAGCUGGACACUGAGCUGAGGAAUACCAAGUGGGAGAUGGCAGCCCAGCUCCGGGAGUACCAGGACCUGCUCAAUGUCAAGAUGGCUCUGGAUAUUGAGAUUGCUGCUUACAGAAAACUCCUGGAGGGUGAAGAGUGUCGUAUUGGCUUUGGUCCUAGUCCUUUCUCCCUUCCAGAAGGACUCCCUAAAAUCCCUUCUGCAGCUACUCACAUAAAGGUCAAAAGUGAAGAGAUGAUCAAGAUGGUAGAAAAGUCAGAGAAGGAAACCGUGAUUGUGGAGGAACAGACAGAGGAGAUCCAAGUGACCGAGGAAGUGACUGAAGAAGAGGAGAAAGAGACCAAGGAAGAGGAAGGUGAGGAGGGAGGAGAAGAGGAAGCAGAAGAGGGAGAAGAAGAGGCAAAGUCUCCCCCAGCAGAAGAGGCUGCAUUCCCAGAGAAGGAGGCCAAAUCUCCAGUGAAGGAAGAGGCCAAGUCACCAGCUGAGGUCAAGUCCCCAGAAAAGGCUAAAUCUCCCAUGAAAGAUGAAGCAAAAUUGCCAGCUGGAGCCAAGUCCCCAGAGAAGGAAGACACCAAGUCUCCAGCUGAGGUAAAAUCCCCUGAGAAAGCAAAGUCCCCAGUGAAGGAGGAAGUGAAGUUACCAGCUGAGAUCAAGUCUCCAGUGAAAGCUAAAUCCCCCAUGAAAGAAGCAGCAAAAUUGCCAGUUGAAGUGAAGUCCCCUGAAAAGGCCAAGUCUCCAGUGGAGGUCAAGUCCCCUGUAAAGGCCAAGUCUCCAGUAGAGGUCAAGUCCCCAUUGAAGGAAGGGGCCAAGUCCCCAGUGGAGGUCAAGUCUCCAGUGAAGGACGAGGCCAAGUCCCCAGAGAAGGCCAAGUCCCCAGUUCAGGUCAAGUCUCCAAUGGAAGUCAAGUCCCCAGAGAAGACCAAGUCCCCAGUGAAAGAAGAGGCCAAGUCCCCAGAGAAGGCCAAGUCCCCCAUGAAGGAAGAGGCCAAGUCCCCAGAGAAGGCCAAGUCCCCCGUGAAAGAAGAGGCCAAGUCCCCAGAGAAGGCCAAGUCCCCCGUAAAAGAAGAGGCCAAGUCCCCCGUGAAAGAAGAGGCCAAGUCCCCAGAGAAGGCCAAGUCCCCCGUGAAAGAAGAGGCCAAGUCCCCAGAGAAGGCCAAGUCCCCCAUGAAGGAAGAGGCCAAGUCCCCUGUGAAGGAAGAAGCCAAGUCCCCAGAGAAGGCCAAGUCCCCCGUGAAGGAAGAGGCCAAGUCCCCAGAGAAGGCCAAGACUCUUGAUGUGAAGUCCCCAGAAGCCAAGACCCCAGUGAAGGAGGAAGUAAGGUCUCCUGCAGACAUCAAAUCCCCUGAAAAGGCCAAAAGUCCUGUCAAGGAGGCUGCCAAGUCCCCAGAGAAGGUCAAAUCUCCUGUGAAGGAGGCGGCCAAGGCUCCUGAGAAAGAGGCCCCAAAGAGUGAAGAGGCAAAGUCCCCUGUGAAGGAGAAGGAGAAACCUCAGGAGGUCAAAGUCAAAGAGCCCCCAAAGAAGGGAGAGGAAGAGAAAGCUCCAACCACACAAAAAACUGAGGAGAAGGACAGCAAGAAAGAUGAGACAUCUAAGAAGGAGGCUUCAAAGCCUGAGGUCGAGAAGAAGGAAACUGCUGUGGAAAAGCCCAAAGAAUCAAAAGUUGAAGCUAAGAAGGAAGAGACUGAAGAUAAGAAAAAAGCAGUGACCCCAGAGAAGGAGGGUCCUACCAAAGUGAAGGAAGAGGUCAAACCCAAGGAGAAGACUGAGGUGGCCAAGAAGGAACCAGAUGACAGCAAGGCGAAAGAACCCAGCAAAGCAGCAGAGAAGGAGCCACAAAAGCCAAAGAAGGAAGAGAUGACAGCAGCACCUGAGAAAAAAGAUGCCAAGGAGGAAAAGGCCACAGAGCCCAAGAAGCCUGAGGAAAAACCCAAAACAGAGGCCCAAGCCAAGGAAGAGCCUGGCAAGGAGGCCCCCAUGCCCAGCAAAGCCAAGACAGAAAAGGCAGAGAAAUCGUCUAGCACAGACCAGAGAGACAGCAGGCCUCUGGAGAAGGCCACAGAAGAAAAGGCCACUAAGGGGGAGAAGUAAGGCAGGGAGAAAGCAACAUCCAGAGUAGCCAAAGAAACUCAGGAGGGUCUGGAGCUCAA
Talpa occidentalis (Iberian mole) is the source of this 3227-nucleotide messenger RNA. It is a transcript of the gene NEFH, whose product is annotated as neurofilament heavy chain. NCBI's taxonomy places the organism in Eukaryota, Metazoa, Chordata, Mammalia, Eulipotyphla, Talpidae. Gene Ontology annotation, cellular component: neurofilament; axon. Gene Ontology annotation, molecular function: structural constituent of postsynaptic intermediate filament cytoskeleton. The transcript has 4 exons. Gene Ontology annotation, biological process: axon development. The coding region runs from base 1 to 3168 and encodes 1055 amino acids. The record is from RefSeq and is a predicted model, not a curated record.